This is a messenger RNA of Tetranychus urticae (two-spotted spider mite), 702 nucleotides long. RefSeq names its product Pdrg1 prefoldin-like subunit (gene Pdrg1). Lineage: Eukaryota; Metazoa; Arthropoda; Arachnida; Trombidiformes; Tetranychidae. The record is from RefSeq and is a predicted model, not a curated record.
UAAGUGCAACUUGUUUUUGUUUACAUAUUUUCAAACCAAAUAUCAAUGAGUUUUCAACCGAUUUUAUUCAAUUGUUAGAGUAAUCAACUGAAUUUUAACUCGUAAAGACUUCGUCUACUUCUUUUAAUGUGAAAAUUGAAGUCACACACCGUUAUUAAUUUAUUAUUGAGCUUGAUUUGGGAUCACCCUUUAAUUAUUAAAAUGGCCAAAGAAGAGAGCGAUUUGGAUAAAGCGAUGGAGAUACUUUAUGACAUUGAAAAGGUCGGAGAAAAGAUAAUCAUUGACAAAGAGUUGAUUAUUGAUUUUGAUCGCAGACGGAAUAAGAAUAGAGAAGCACUUAGAUCGAUUCAACAAAAAAAACCCGAAAAAGUCUGGCUUUGUUUUGGAAAUAUGUUUGUUCGGGCUUAUACAGACAAAGCUAAAGAGAUAAUUGAGAAAGAUCAAGCUCAUUUAGAUACAAAUAUUAACGCGUUGAGAGAUUCAAUCAAGGAAAAUUACAAUGAUUUAAAGCGAAUAGAGGGCAAAGAAACUGAUGAUUCUUUCAAACUGAAGGCGCUUAAUAGCAAAGAGGUUGAAGCUUUAAGUGACUUAUUACCAAAAGUUGUAUUAUAAAUAUUGAAUCAAUCCUGUUUAAUUGAUUGUAUAAAUGAUUAAAAAAACUAGGAAAGAGUAAUUUUCUUUCUUAACAAAACGCUUUUUUAA